Cuscuta campestris is the source of this 1161-nucleotide messenger RNA. NCBI's taxonomy places the organism in Eukaryota, Viridiplantae, Streptophyta, Magnoliopsida, Solanales, Convolvulaceae. The record is from the annotation of a GenBank genome assembly.
CAUACUUGAAAAAACAAGUUGGUCCUGCUUCUGCUGAGAUCAAGUGGAAGGAAGAUGCAGCAAGUCUAAUUGAUGAGAAAAAAGUUUUCAUUGCUGGUGUGUUUCAAGAUUUUUCGGGUGAUGAAUUCGAAAAGUUCAUGACUUUAGCUGAAAAGUUACGGUCAGACUAUGAUUUUGGCCACACACUUGAUGCAAAACUCCUUCCUCGUGGUGAUUCAGUUGAUAAGCUAAGCCCACUCUUCGUCUAUUUAAACCAUUUGACGAGCUAUUUUCUGAUUUUCAGGACUUCCAAGUGGAUGCUAUGGAGAAGUUCAUUGCCGAAGCCAGUAUUCCCAUUGCUACUAUUUUUGAUGAAAACAAGGAAAAUCAUGCUUAUGUCAACAAGUUUUUUGAUAGUCCGAAUGACAAUGCAAUUCUCUUUGUUAACUUCAGUAGUGAGCUUGGUGCUUUCAAGCCCAAGUUCAAUGAUGUGGCUGUUCUUUAUAAGGGAAAGGGAAUCGGGUUUCUGUUGGCAGAUCUUGCAUCCAGUGCCGGUGCACUUCAGUAUUACGGAUUGAAGGAAGAUCAGAGGCGGGGGAAGGUGGAUCCGUUCAUACGAUCAGAGGCUAUACCAGAAGUCAAUGAUGAACGAGUGAAGGUGGUUGUAAGGGAUAGCCUUGAUAGCAUGGUUUUGAAAUCGGGGAAGAACGUUCUGCUGGAAUUCUACGCUCCUUGGUGUGGCCACUGCAAGAAGCUAGCUCCAAUCUUGGAUGAAGUUGCAGUGUUCUUCGAGAGUCAUCCUGAUGUCUUGAUAGCGAAACUGGAUGCAACUGCAAAUGAUGUCCCUACCCAAAAGUUUGAGGUUCAAGGGUACCUAACCCUGUACUUCAUAUCUUCAACUGGUGACAUAAUACCAUAUGAAGGUGAUAGAACAAAAGAUGACAUUAUUGACUUCAUCCAAAAGAACAAGGGUAGUAAUAAACCCGUUGAGUCAGAAGACUCGGUUAAAUCAGACUCAAAAGAAUCCGCAAAGGACGAGCUUUGAGAGGGUUGCAGAGUAAAGAGUGUGGCGAAGGCAAAGUUCAAGUUUUCCCAACUGAGAAGGCUACCUUGUUUUUUUUCCUACCUAUUAUUGUGGCUUUUGCAGUUUUGUUUUUGGAUGAAUAAAACGUUGUUUUUUCU